UUUUUUCAUGUCUGUGGUAAAACGUUUGCCAACAAAAAAAAUAAAUAAAAAAUAGUAAAUUCCACAAUUUAUAAACAAACUAAAAUAUAAUGUUGUUUUAUUCGUUUUUUAAAUCUUUGGUUGGGAAAGAUGUGGUUGUUGAAUUGAAAAAUGAUUUAAGUAUCUGUGGAACUUUGCAUAGUGUCGAUCAAUAUUUAAACAUAAAAUUAACCGAUAUCAGUGUAACCGAUCCGGAAAAGUAUCCGCACAUGUUGUCGGUAAAAAAUUGUUUUAUACGCGGUUCCGUAGUGCGUUACGUUCAAUUGCCGGGCGAUGAAGUCGACACACAACUCUUACAAGAUGCCGCUCGCAAAGAAGCGGUUGUUAGUUCACGGUGAUGCGGCUGUCGUCAAUUUCAAAAUGACCAGGCAAUUUCCAAUUUAUUAUUAUUUUAUUUAAAUGUAAAAUACAUUUUUUUAGAUUGUUUUUUUUUAAUACCUAUUAUUAAACUGUAAAAAUGAAAAGCAACAAAAUGAAAAAUUAACUACUCCUGAAUUGAAGAGUAGAAUUGAAAAUAUGAAAUUACUGUUUUGAAAAUGUAAAAA
This is a messenger RNA of Calliphora vicina (urban bluebottle blowfly), 584 nucleotides long. RefSeq names its product U6 snRNA-associated Sm-like protein LSm2. Gene Ontology annotation, biological process: mRNA splicing, via spliceosome. Gene Ontology annotation, molecular function: RNA binding. The record is from RefSeq and is a predicted model, not a curated record. The coding region runs from base 90 to 377 and encodes 95 amino acids. The transcript is spliced from 3 exons. Gene Ontology annotation, cellular component: U6 snRNP; P-body; Lsm1-7-Pat1 complex. NCBI's taxonomy places the organism in Eukaryota, Metazoa, Arthropoda, Insecta, Diptera, Calliphoridae.